This is a messenger RNA of Carassius auratus (goldfish), 3622 nucleotides long. RefSeq names its product pituitary adenylate cyclase-activating polypeptide type I receptor-like. The record is from RefSeq and is a predicted model, not a curated record. Gene Ontology annotation, cellular component: plasma membrane. The transcript is spliced from 12 exons. Gene Ontology annotation, molecular function: G protein-coupled peptide receptor activity; peptide hormone binding; vasoactive intestinal polypeptide receptor activity. The annotation marks the transcript as partial. Gene Ontology annotation, biological process: adenylate cyclase-modulating G protein-coupled receptor signaling pathway; cell surface receptor signaling pathway. NCBI's taxonomy places the organism in Eukaryota, Metazoa, Chordata, Actinopteri, Cypriniformes, Cyprinidae.
AGUGUCCGUGGGAGUGGGAUAAUCUGACCUGCUGGCAGGCGGCCAGUGUCGGCGAGGUCGUGGAGGUCACCUGUCCCGAGCUCUUCGAGUUUAUGAGUCCAGAGGAUGGGCUCGGCAAGAUCAGCAGAAACUGUACAGAGUUCGGAUGGUCUGAACCGUAUCCACACUAUAUGGAUGCCUGUAUGAUUGUUGAAAACACAACCAAACCUGACAUGUACUAUGCGUCUGUGAAGGCUCUCUAUACGGUGGGCUACAGCACAUCUCUGGUGUCUCUGAUCGCAGCUAUGGUCAUUCUGUGCCGCUUCAGGAAGCUUCACUGCACCAGGAACUUCAUCCACAUGAACCUGUUUGUGUCCUUCAUCCUGAGAGCCAUCUCUGUGUUCAUCAAAGAUGGGGUCCUGUACGCAGAGGAGGACAGUGACCACUGCUUUGUUCAUACUGUGGGGUGCAAGGCGGUGAUGGUCUUCUUCCACUACUGUGUGAUGUCAAACUACUUCUGGCUCUUCAUCGAAGGUCUCUAUCUCUUCACGCUCCUGGUGGAAACCUUCUUUCCUGAGAGACGCUACUUCUACUGGUACACCAUCAUCGGCUGGGGAACGCCCACCAUUUGUGUGACCAUAUGGGCCGUUCUGCGCCUUCAUUUUGAUGAUUCAGGUUGCUGGGACAUGAAUGAUAACACUGCCCUCUGGUGGGUGAUCAAGGGACCUGUUGUGGCAUCAAUCAUGAUUAAUUUUGUCCUCUUCAUUGGAAUCAUCAUAAUCCUGGUGCAGAAGCUGCAGUCUCCAGACAUCGGCGGGAACGAGUCCAGCAUCUACCUCAGCUGUGCACAGAAAUGCUUCAGUGAGCCCACACAGGCCGUCCAGCAUUCGUGCAGGAUGUCAGAGCUUUCUACCAUCACGCUGCGUCUGGCGCGCUCCACCCUUCUCCUCAUCCCUCUGUUUGGAAUCCACUACACUGUUUUUGCUUUCUCCCCGGAGGAUUUCAGCAAGCGGGAGCGACUGGUCUUUGAGCUGGGCCUGGGCUCCUUCCAGGGGUUUGUGGUGGCCGUGCUCUACUGCUUUCUGAAUGGAGAGGUGCAGUCGGAGAUAAAGAGGAAAUGGAGGAGUUGGACGGUGAACAGGUACUUUGCUGUGGACCUGAAGCAGCAGCGUCACCCUUCGCUAGCGAGCAGUGGGGUGAACGGGGGGACGCAGCUGUCCAUCCUCAGCAAGAGCAGCUCACAGAUACGCAUGUCCAGCCCUCUGGCCGAGACGGUCAACCUCAACCUGCCCACCUGAGCGCCUGAUUGGCCUGUCCGUCCAUAAGCCCCGCCCUCCAACUCACCUUCUUCACCUGCAGUAGGGCCGACCAAUCACAAUUAGAGAAGAACUAGUGAUUAUUCAUGAAAUAUAUGGAUAGUAUUUAAAGAUUCCAAACAAGAUCUAGAAUGUCUCACCCAUUAUCGGUUAGAAACGAUUUGUCCAGGGAAAAAUAUAUAGUGCCAAAACUGUUGAUGAGCUUAAAAGUUGCUAUUCAGGUUAGGAACCAAAAGCAACUUUUUGAAGGCUUUCUAAUUAAUCUAAUGAGUAAACAACAAUACAAGCAUAAAAGAAUGUUAUUUGUAAUCAAUAAUAAUGCAGAACAGGGGCUGUAUGGUUCACACCGCAAUGCCAAAAUGAGACUGCGGUGAAAAUUUGAGUGAAAUUUCAUAUCGCAUUAUGAGCCAUAAAGAAUGUGAAUUGUUGGUGGUUAGAGUGUAGUCAGAGAAACAUCAAUCCAUUCAUUUCUGUCAAACCAACAGCACAUUGCUUUCUAGUUUUUUAUCAGAGAGAGACGGGUUACAUUUCAGUGUUAUGAGAAAAUAUAAUAACAUAAAGUGCCAAAACAUGAAUAUUUAGGUAUUGUUUUAUCUGCAAGCUACUGUGUUUAUCAGAAGUACACUAAAAAAGAAAAUGUACAGUUUUCGUGUUGCUCGUUUAAAUGCUGUGUUUUUGAUUUAAUGUUCUCCACAGAGAGAUUGUAAAACAUAUUUUUUUACAAUCAGCCGUAAGUACAGAGUAUGUCAACAAUAUAAAGACUUAUGAAUGACUCAUGAAUUUAGAUUGUGUAAAUGUUAUGUUAUGAGUUAUGAGGCCAGUGCUUUCUUACUGUCAUUGCGAAUGGUUUAUAACUACACAGAGCCAAUAUCAGCAAAUCAAGGACUGUCAAAAAACAGUUCUGUAAACAAUUACCAGUCCAGUGAAGCUAUUCCACAAUUCCCUCUGAUUUAUUUAAUCUGAAGUGCCUGAUGGUCACAAAAAAAGCUUUGAUGGAUUUACUGUAAACAACCAGUCCCAUGCAGUAUUGAUUUAAUUAUUACUCAUUUAGUAGUGUAGAUUCAGUCUCCAAGUUUGUGUUACAAUCUUUAAUUUCUACAUAGUAGGAAUAUAUUAAUGUAUACACAGUAUUAGAGUGCAUAUAGACAUUUCUAAAGCUUUGAAAUGCGCAAAUCAAUGCCAUUAUGUUACUAUCAGAUGCAUUAUAAAUGCAUUUAGGGCUGACAUGUUCAACUGUGGGAGACAAAAGAGACAUUUGAGUGAGAUGUGAAAGUGUUAAAGGGAGAUUUCACCAAAAAUGUUGAUUCUGUCAUCAUGUCCAACUUUUUACAUGCUUGUACUCUUACAAUGAAAACAUACAGAAUGUCAAGCUCCAAAAUGGCAAAAGGCAUCAUUUUAGUACCCGAAUUAUAUAUGAAGGACUUUAAUUAUGCUUUUUUGUCCUUAUUUAAAGCUGGACAACCUGUGCUCAAUAUAUUUUGUAUGAAAACAAGGAUGCAUAUGUAUGCCAUACAGGUUUAAAAAUGACACGAGGAUGAGUGAAAGAUGACAGAUUUUAAUUAAUUUUUGAGUGAACUUUUAAUACAUGAGAGACUGAUAACCCCAACCCUUUACAAGAACAAUAUCUGAUGUCAAUCAAGGAAUCCAACCAAAUUUACUGCAUCAUCACUGACUGACAAUCAGAAUGAGUCAUCAUCACUCACAUUUUUACGUUUGAUCGCGAUAAUAACGUGCAUCGGUGUACUAAGUGGCAGCAGUCUGUGCUAAAGGUGAUGUUUAUUUCAGUACAGUAUUAUUCUCUGCCGUGAUUGUAAAUUCUCUGUAUACGUUAAAGACGCACGUGCCAGUAAAUAAUGUACCAGCACUCUCUCUUUAGUCAACACUUGCGGUCUUAAGUACCAACGAUGUAUGUAAAACUUCUGUGAUUCUUAAACGUCUCAUUUUUUAAAUGCAGUAUGCUUUUUGUUGCAGCUCAUAGUUGUUGGUGAUUCACAUUGCGGAGUUGAGGUGGUUAUUGAAAUGUACAGUAAAGUGAUGGUCGCCUAGAUCACUGUAUACUUUUUUCCCCUUGGUUGUUAUUUUAAAGUUUUAAGUGUGUAAUUUGUGUGCUUUUAUCAUCAGCAAACGAAAUUGAACAAAUAAUGAUGGCAGGUUUCGAACGCUCCUCAUCUCUCAUUGGCAGGAUAAACAUAGCUCCGCCCCUUGCGAAAUAAUGACGUUAGUUGAGAAAGCUAGCGCUUUUCUUUUUUUCUUCUUUUUAAAAAAUUGUAUGUGUGAUGUAAAAUACGUUCUGUACUUAAUAAGCAGAGACAACUAUAAAAUCAUUU